GAUGUUGCCUUUGCCGGCACUGGGGGCUGUGAUCAGGAUUCAGGCGGCCCGAUCGACAGCGGCGUCGGCAUCGGCAUCGGCCUCGGCAUCGGUAUCGGCAACGUGUCAGCUUUAAUUUGCUCCUGCGGGAUUUAGGUAAGCGGAUCCUUCGUUCGAAUCACACGUGAUGUCUCCGUUUGCUUUCCAUGGGUGAAAAGCAAUGCGACGAACAUCCUCAUCGCUUCAGGGUCCUUGUCCCCUUGUCCAAAUGGUUCCAACAAGACAAGUAACCAGUUGUGCUUGGCCGAUGAACGGAGCAACGGCUGUCAACAUGAAGUGCCAUCUCAUGCCCUGGGACCCAGAAUCGGACGAGCACGUGGAGAGGCUGAUCCAACAGAGGAUCGCGUGCGGGUGGAAUGCCGAGAGGGUGGCCUCGGAGUGGAAGGACGAGCAGUUGGCAGGCCAAAAGAGCAUUUUCUGGAUUGUCCUCUCGCCCGAUGAUCCAGACUUCGACACCCGGUUGAGUAGGCAUAUUGCCAAGUAUCCGAGCGAGAAGCUCCCCCUGAAGGACACAGGCCAGAGUACGUUCGUCCCUCGGACCGCUCGUGAGCCCAAGCUGGCCUCGUUCGUCCCCGUCGGCCACAUCUCCCUCGCCAAGGACGACCCGGCUGCAAGGGACCUCGACCUCGACCUGCCGUCGGCCGGCGUGAUGUGGAUCAAGGCCAUGUACGUGUCCGACGCGCUGCAGAACGGCGGGCUGGGACGAGCGGCCAUGGACGCCGCAGAGGGCAUGGCUAGCAGACCGCCUCUGAACGCGCGGGUUCUCGUCCUGGACACGGUGCAGAAGGACGACCAGCUGCGAGAGGAUUACGCCCUUGCCAUGUACGGUCGGGUGGCCAAGAUGUCAAACGAGGAAUGGUAUGCUCGGAGAGGCUAUCGGGUUUUGAAAGUCGUGCCGGGCUAUUAUGGCGAUGUGCCUGAUCGAUAUGGGCGUCAUUGGAUGGAGAUCAGGACGACCUUUAUGUGUAGGGACCUGGGGUCGUGAGGUUGUGUUAGAUGCGUACGAAGUAAAUCAUGUCUGGUAGAGACGAUGGGAAGGCCCUGGAAGGACUCUCAGAGUCUCAGCGUUGCAUGACCACAUGAUUCCGGGGCGCUCGGCCGUGAUUAUGGAAUUCUUCUUCGUCCGUCCGUCCUAGUCUCUCGUCUUCGCUACGGCCGAGCGUGCUUCGUGUCGUGCUCUCUCUGUAUU
This is a messenger RNA of Sodiomyces alkalinus F11, 1228 nucleotides long. RefSeq lists its product as hypothetical. The coding region runs from base 200 to 1024 and encodes 274 amino acids. Gene Ontology annotation, molecular function: acyltransferase activity, transferring groups other than amino-acyl groups. The record is from RefSeq and is a predicted model, not a curated record. The transcript is spliced from 4 exons. Lineage: Eukaryota; Fungi; Ascomycota; Sordariomycetes; Glomerellales; Plectosphaerellaceae.